AGUCCCGGACCACCUAGUGCCGGACGCGGCGGCUGGAAGCGCGCGUGGGAGGAGGCAGGGACUCUGGGUGCAACAAGAGUUACAGAAUGUCAGAGGAAGCUGUCUCCCGGGAAGAGACGGACUAAAGGAAGGGUCCCAGUCACCAUGGAGGACUCGCACCCUGAAGACACCAUGGAGCAGCAGGAUUCGCCCAAGGAGAGGAGCCCGGGCAGCCCAGGAGGCAAGCUCUGCCACCUAGGGGCCCUGCAGUGCACCCGCUGCCUCAUCACCUUCGCUGAUUCCAAGUUCCAGGAGCGUCACAUGAAGCGGGAGCACCCGGCGGACUUCGUGGCCAAGAAGCUGCAGGGCGCCCUCUUCAUUUGCUUCACCUGCGCUCGUUCCUUCCCUUCCUCCAAGGCUCUGAUCACCCACCAGCGCAGCCACAGUCCAGCCACCAGGGCCUCCCUGCCUGUUGCACCCACCCCCGUGCAGCCCACCUUCCCUUGUCCUGACUGUGGCAAGACCUUCGGGCAGGCUGCUUCUCUAAGGCGACACCGCCAGGUACACAAGGCCCAAGCCCCUCCUGGCCCCUUUGCCUGCACGGAGUGCGGUCAGGACUUUGCCCAGGAGGCAGGGCUGCACCAACACUACAUCCGGCAUGCUCGAGGGGAGCUCUGAGUGCAGCCCGAGCCCUCUCCACCAUGACGUGGGCCCUGGGUUUCCUUUCUUCCCUGGGAAGACAAAGGCUCUCAAUGAAUAAGAUCUAGGAGAUUCUCAGAGUGUCAGUCUUCGGAGGACACAGGCCUUUAGGGAGAUGGUGAGAUCACAUAAUGUGGAGAUCUUUUGUUUUCAAAGAAAAUAAGCCAGAAAGAGAAUGAAAAAUGAUUUUUCUCUCCCUCAUUUCCAGUUAAAUAACUGACUGCAGAUCUUAAUCACCUUUAAUUUUUCCCAGAUGGAUGCCAUAGGCUGUAGGAGCAAAUUGGCCUGGAUCUGUGCCUGUGGU
This is a messenger RNA of Castor canadensis (American beaver), 982 nucleotides long. It is a transcript of the gene Znf576, whose product is annotated as zinc finger protein 576. Lineage: Eukaryota; Metazoa; Chordata; Mammalia; Rodentia; Castoridae. Gene Ontology annotation, cellular component: nucleus. Gene Ontology annotation, biological process: regulation of transcription by RNA polymerase II. The record is from RefSeq and is a predicted model, not a curated record. Gene Ontology annotation, molecular function: RNA polymerase II cis-regulatory region sequence-specific DNA binding; DNA-binding transcription factor activity, RNA polymerase II-specific.